AUGGCUGUUACUCCAAUCCAGUUCCUCGUCUCAAGUUUACCCCCAGAGGUUCUUGCAAAGAUUCCAGCUAUCGCUGCUCCCCUCGGUGUCACCUCGAACUUGGUCAAUCCAACAAGUAGAGGUUGGAUACUUGCUAUUGUCAGUUCUAUAUUGGCUGGCCUGAUGAUCAUAUGUUACUCCAUUCGAGUUUAUACAAGAUUGGCGAUUCAGCGAAAGUUUGAUACGUACCAUUCCUUUGGUCAUUUGGAUCUAGUAUUGAUUUGCCAGCAGCUUGGCGCUUUGGUGUCGGCGAAAUUUGACAGAUUACAAUGGAUGAAAAUCUGUGUGUUCAUUGGUGCUACACUUUCUUCCCUAUUUUAUCUCGCUAUUACGGUCGUUCAAUUUUAUCUGGCGAUGCCUUUCAAUGGUGAAACAUGGAAAUCACAUAUAAUAUCAGCGCGUACUCUCAUAGGAAUCACCUUUUCUGUCCCCGCGGCCGCUGUCGGGUUGGGGAUUGAUGUAUAUCUUUUCAUCUUGUCAUUGAUUGCUGCUAUUCGGUUGCAUCUACCAACGCGGAAGCGAAUACCUGCUAUGAUGAUAUUUAAUGUGGGGUUACUCGUCUGCAUGGGGUCUGCGUUGAGCAUAUAUUACCGGACAUCGGCAUUAUGUUAUGCUGCUUCCUACCCAUGCGUCUAUUUCUCCGCACAUACCGAUACCCAUUUUCGGGGCGCUCAUACCACGAAUUUCACGGAUGAAUCGAAGCAAGAACCUGCUAUGACUAGACCAGCACCGACAGAGGCCCUAGGUCGAAAUCUUUAUCCAAAUCUUGGUAUGACGAGCCUUUCGAAUUUUGAAGGUAGCGGCUUCAGUAGUAGAGGUUUUAAUGGCUUGUCCACACAACCGGCUGGCGAAAAUCUUUUUCCCAUCGCUACUCAUGAGCUUCGCUACUAG
Molecule: messenger RNA, 930 nt
Organism: Botrytis fragariae
Lineage: Eukaryota; Fungi; Ascomycota; Leotiomycetes; Helotiales; Sclerotiniaceae
Product: putative integral membrane protein
Exons: 7
Coding region: 1-930 (309 amino acids)
Source: RefSeq, a predicted model, not a curated record